ACCUCCCCCACCGCCCACCCAUUCCUCUCCGCCGCCGCCGCCGGCACGCUCCCCAAACCCCGCCUGGCGGCCUGGCUGGCCCAAGACCGCCUCUACAUCCACGCCUACAUCCGCUUCAUCGGGGCGCUGCUCGCCAAGCUCCAGCUCCCUGUGCCUGUGCCUGUGCCUGUGCCUCACGCAGCCCAAACCAACACCAACACCCACAAUGCCGUACAAAACACCCCCGCAAACAACACCGACCAAAACGAAACCCCAACCCUCGAAUCCCAAACCCUGCACACCCUCACGGCAGCCCUGACCAACAUCGUCCGCGAACUCGACUUCUUCGUCGCCGUCGCCGACGAAUACGCCCUCGAUCUGAACACGCCGUUCCAGGCCCCCCACCCCGAACCCGGGGAAGCACCAGCACCAGCACCAGCACCAGCAGCACCAGCCGCCGGCACCUUCACCGCCUCGCCCAUAACAACCGCGUACACGGAUCUCUUUAUCUCGGCGGGAUCGGCGGGGACGUCCUUGCUAGAGGGGUUGGUCGUGCUCUGGGCGACGGAGGUGUGUUAUCUGACCGUGUGGCGGAAUGUGCGGGCGGCGAUGCCACGGGAAAAGAACCGGGGGGAGGAUGCGGAUGGGGGUGCGUUGCGCGAGAAGUUGAUCCCCAAUUGGACGUGUGCCGAGUUCGAGGAGUUCGUGGAGGGCAUUACGCGCUUGGUUGAUAAAGUGGCGGAGCGCGAGGUGCAGCGGAGUUCGGCGGGCCCGGGGAAGGCGUGGGAGGAGGUGCUCGAGCGGUGUGCGCGGUGGUGGAGGCAGGUGGUUUGGUUGGAGGGGCAGUUUUGGCCGGAGGUUUAG
Messenger RNA from Aspergillus aculeatinus CBS 121060, 843 nucleotides. RefSeq names its product putative transcription regulator PAB1642. The record is from RefSeq and is a predicted model, not a curated record. The transcript has a single exon. The annotation marks the transcript as partial. NCBI's taxonomy places the organism in Eukaryota, Fungi, Ascomycota, Eurotiomycetes, Eurotiales, Aspergillaceae.